AAAACAGAGAGGAAAGGAGAUAAUGUCUGAUUAUGCAUCAUUAAACUCUCUCUUCUUUCUCACCUUCUUCAUUACAAGCUUAAGAGCUUAUGCACAAUUACAAGACCCUAUUUACGUCGGCCAUGUUUGCAGUAACAGGAUAUCAACAAACACUAGUGACAACUCAAAUGUCGGAUCCGUUUUGAUUUCUCUUUCUUCAAACACUUCUCUCUUCUCCAAUGGAUCAAAUAUUAUCACAGAGGGUCAAAACCAUGACAAGGUAUUCGGAGUUUUUCUCUGCAAAGGAGAUAUCUCCGCGGAAGUUUGCCAUGAGUGCGUUGCAUUUGCUUCUAAGGCCGCUCUGAAACGAUGUCCAGGAGGGAAAGAGUUCUUGAUUCAGUAUGACGAGUGUAUGCUUGGAUACUCGGACCGGAACAUAUUCAUGGAUCCUGAUGCCACAACUGCAAUAAUCACUUGGAGCAAUCAGAAUGUUACGGCCGAGCAAUCUGGCCGGUUCAACGCUGCGGUCGUCUCACUGUUGAAAAAGUCUGCAGAGGAAGCGGCUAAUAGCAAAACAAGAAAGAAAUUUGCGGUUAAUAAAUCGGAUUUCACUUUGUCCCAAACGCUUUAUACAUCGGUUCAGUGUAUUCCUGAUCUGACUGGUGAAGACUGCUUAAGCUGUGUUCAACAGUCUAUCGGAAAACUAUAUUUCAACAAAGUCGGUGGAAGGUUUCUUGUCCCGAGUUGUAACUCAAGGUACGAGAUUUACCCUUUCUACAAUGAAACAAUAGAGGGAACUGUUCUUCCUCCCCCCGGAUCCGGCUCCUCCAUUGCCACUGGUUUCAGCUCCUCCUGGUAAGAGCUUUAUCUUAAUUCAAUUCCAUGAUAGUUAUUUUGGUUGAGACGACAUUCAAAAUUCGGGAAACUAUGUGUCAUGUCUAAUCUAAGACUUAUGCAGGAAAAGGCAAAAAUUCAACAAAGAUAAUCGUAGCAAUUGUUGUGCCGCUCGCUAUCUCUUUUCUUCUUUUUGUAGCAGUUUUUAGCUUCUAUGUAACAAAGAGAGUGAAGAAGCCUCAUGAUACAGCAGCUGAAAAGGAUGAACGGGAUGACAUUACAGCUGCAGGCUCAUUGCAGUUUGAUUUUAAGGUUGUUGAAGCUGCGACAGAUAAGUUUUCGAUAUGUAACAAACUAGGUCAAGGCGGAUUCGGACAAGUUUAUAAGGGCAUACUUCCUAAUGGAGUACAAGUUGCGGUGAAGAGACUAUCGAAAACAUCAGGACAAGGUGAAAAAGAGUUCAAGAACGAAGUUGUUG
Messenger RNA from Camelina sativa (false flax), 1291 nucleotides. NCBI's taxonomy places the organism in Eukaryota, Viridiplantae, Streptophyta, Magnoliopsida, Brassicales, Brassicaceae. The record is from RefSeq and is a predicted model, not a curated record.